Molecule: messenger RNA, 1259 nt
Organism: Cynocephalus volans (Philippine flying lemur)
Lineage: Eukaryota; Metazoa; Chordata; Mammalia; Dermoptera; Cynocephalidae
Product: carbohydrate sulfotransferase 6
Exons: 2
Coding region: 72-1259 (395 amino acids)
Biological process (GO): carbohydrate metabolic process; keratan sulfate proteoglycan biosynthetic process; N-acetylglucosamine metabolic process
Cellular component (GO): Golgi membrane; trans-Golgi network
Molecular function (GO): N-acetylglucosamine 6-O-sulfotransferase activity
Source: RefSeq, a predicted model, not a curated record
UCUCCCAUGGAUUUGUGAUCAGCGUGGGCAGCUCUCCCAGCAGCCCUGGACAGCAGCCCCCAGCCGGCGGUAUGUGGCUGCCACGCGUCUCCGGCACGGCAGUGACCGCACUCCUGCUGCUGCAGACCUGCCUCCUGCUCUUCCUGGUCUCCCGGCCAGGGCCACCGUCCCAGUCGGGCCGCGAGGAGCACGUGCACGUGCUGGUGCUGUCCUCGUGGCGUUCAGGCUCGUCCUUCGUGGGCCAGCUCUUCAGCCAGCACCCUGACGUCUUCUAUCUGAUGGAGCCCGCGUGGCACGUGUGGACCACCCUGUCCAAGAGCAGCGCCCCAGUGCUGCACAUGGCCGUGCGCGACCUGGUGCGCUCCGUCUUCCUGUGCGACAUGGAUGUGUUCGAUGCCUACCUGCCCUGGCGUCGCAACCUGUCGGACCUCUUCCAGUGGGCGGUGAGCCGCGCGCUGUGCUCGCCCCCGGCCUGCAGCGCCUUCCGGCGCGACGCCAUCAGCAGCGAGACCGUGUGUAAGCCGCUGUGCGCUCGGCGGCCCUUCAGCCUGGCCCAGGAGGCCUGCCGCUCCUACAGCCACGUGGUGCUCAAGGAGGUGCGCUUCUUCAACCUGCAGGUGCUCUACCCUCUGCUCAGCGACCCCGCGCUCAACCUGCGCAUUGUGCACCUGGUGCGCGACCCGCGGGCCGUGCUGCGCUCGCGCGAGCAGACGGCCAAGGACCUGGCGCGCGACAACGGCAUCGUGCUGGGCACCAACGGCACGUGGGUGGAGGCCGACCCGGGUCUGCGCGUGGUGCGCGAGGUGUGUCGCAGCCACGUGCGCAUCGCCGAGGCCGCCACGCAGAAGCCACCACCCUUCCUGCGCGGCCGCUACCGCCUGGUGCGCUUCGAGGACCUGGCGCGGGAGCCGCUGGCUCAGAUCCGCGCACUCUACAGCUUCACCGGCCUGAGCCUCACGCCACAGCUCGAGAGCUGGAUCCACAACAUCACGCACGGGUCGGGGCUCGGCUCCCCCCGCGAGGCCUUCAAAACCACGUCCAGGAACGCGCUCAAUGUCUCGCAGGCCUGGCGCCAGGCGCUGCCCUUCCCCAAGAUCCGCCGUGUGCAGGAGCUGUGCGCCGGGGCUCUGCAGCUGCUGGGCUACCGGCCUGUGUUCUCGGAGGACGAGCAGCAUGACUUCGGCUUGGACUUGGUGCUGCCGCGAGGCCCGAGCAGUUUCAGCUGGGCGUCGUCCACCUCCACGCACCCCGGUCCUUAG